AUGGUGGCCCGCCUAGAACUUCGACAGGAUCAGGAAAAGGCCAUACGUGGCGAUGGAGUGCCGAGGCUCCUUGAAGACCGUGAUAGUCGCGCAGCCCUUAUCCGAGGCGUUCGUCUGCACUACCACUUGGCCAUGAGUGAACCCGUCAAACGCCUCAGCUCUUCAAUGCCUCUGGUCGCUCGAGCCCGCAACGCUCGCCGCAUCAUGAGCAACGACAUACCGGAGCGGAUGACAGCAGAGGAGCAGCCAUACUGUAUAUGGCAUCCCGACAUGGCCACCGAGGACACCUACCGCUCACUAGCCUCUAGAUUCCCCGACAUGCGCUAUCAGGUUGGCCGUGCGUGUGCUGCAGCAGGUUACCACGCCCUCUACCAGGAGCUUGAUCUCCUGCCUGAGGUGUCCAUCGCUGAAGAGGCGCGAGAAAGCGAGACAGAUGGCGGGAAACUCAUCUAUGACGAGAUCAUGAGUUUCAAGUAUCGCUAUGCCAUCAUGGACGACUGCAAACGCACCGUUAAACUGAUGGACUAUGUAUGCCCGGCGUAUCUGAACGGUAAUACCGAAGUGCGAUGGCGCUUGACAGCUCGACAAGGCAUUACACGCCACUUCACCGACGAUCUCCUUCCAUGCAUCGAAGAGGACAUGCAUCUUGGCCUAGAGGACCAGGAAGUAGAUGAAAGGCAUGGUACCCUGGCCGACGACGAGGCGAAGCUGCUCUAUAACCCUCUGCCUCGCGAUCUGCCGACAGUGAAAAAGACUUUGUUGACACAGAUGGCCGCCCACGACGGCAACAUUGAACGCUAUGCCCAGCUCGCCAACUCUGGGAGGACAUUAACGCAACUAGACCAAGAUUGCGUCAUCCGUGGUAUCUUACAUCACACUAUGUAUGCUCGCUGGUGGGCGGACCAGAUCAAGAACGACACCAUCUAUGCUAGGUCUUCCCCAUACGUGUGGGAUGUUCAGCGAGCCAUAAUGGCACGUCGAAUCAUGCUCAACGACGCUUCCGCAUUUGAAGAAGGCUGGCCACCAGGAGUCCCGAAGCCCUACAUCAUCUGGUGGCCCCUACAACCGCAGCCAGAUAUGCUUGGUCUUCUUGCCAUGAAGGUGCCUGAGAUGAAGAGGCAGUGCGCGGCGGCAGCGAUUGUCUGCGAUUACGAGAAUGUCUACAAGAGCCUUGACCCAGAGCCGAGCUGGCACCUAUGGAAGGUCGCCAGUGAGUUCGCUGCCAACCCGUUCUAUCGUGAGGAUCAGGAGAGGCGAGGGAGGGAGAAAGAUGUCGAUGUGGAGGAUGACGCUUUUUUGGAAUCAUACUACAGUGAGUUAAUGCAGACGAGGGAGUGUACGGUACUUGAAGAGGGUGGUGAAAAGAUUGCAGACAGUGUCGAGAAACACGAGGUACGGACUAACAUGUAUGGCCCCGUGGAAGUUCUUAAUACGAGCGCCGUCCAGCUCAGGAUCUGGGAAGGCAUUGGAAAGGUAUCGCCGAUAUCUUGA
Molecule: messenger RNA, 1491 nt
Organism: Fusarium tjaetaba
Lineage: Eukaryota; Fungi; Ascomycota; Sordariomycetes; Hypocreales; Nectriaceae
Exons: 1
Coding region: 1-1491 (496 amino acids)
Source: RefSeq, a predicted model, not a curated record